AUAACUUACAUCAUUAGUGGACAUUAGCGCUCGGCAGAGGACAAAACAUGUUGGCCAGGGCUCAAGUCGCGAAAUUGACCAGAGCCCAUAUCUCGCAUAGGCGGUAUUUUGGGCCUGUAUCUAGUGCCGUCUACUAAGGUUCACCUAUAUAUGUCAUCCGGACAGCGUAAGGCGAAUUCCAGUAAGUCCUGGCGAGCGCGAACAUUUAGCAUUUCGACUUCGGCUCCCGCGCGAGUUUAUGCCCGGAAAUCAUUCAGGGACCUUAUUAUAUGUCAUAUGAUAACAUUUCGGCAGUCUAGGGCAUUGGACACACGCAGUCCCUAGGGACUUGCCGGAGUGGUACCCGCGUGUCCAUACUGUAGUGGAAGCGGCUCAGUAUGGCUAACUCGCAAGCCCUUGACACUUCCACAUAAGCCAAUUCUCGUCGUAUGUCCCGAAGCUUGGGUCCGGUCAUCUGAUGGCUGGUGCGCUGAUCAAGGCGCUGGUCGGGCGGGGCCACUCAGCGCAUCGACCUUCGGCCGCGUCUGUCAGAUGAAGACCGGAUCCAGCGCUGUCGGACAUUCCGACCUCGCACCUUGCAAUUACGAUAAACAUUGUUAUGGAAAGCUUGAUAUUUAAGUCAUCGCGCAAAGUUCAAGCUAUACUUCUCUGAACUUUGACUUAUAUUGCGAACUCCUCGGUGAAUGGUGCUAGCCAGUAAACGCGAAGCUUCACGAAAUGUCGGGCACGUCCAGUGUCCUGUGGACGCUUCUGGCAACUUGCACGCUCGUGCAACUUGCCAGCGGUGACCUCGCCUCCAACGCGGGCUCGGUGACCGACGGCCUCAACCGCUGCGCACCGCCGGCGCGCGAGCGGCUGGCUCCGCUGGCGCUGCGCGGCACGCUGCUGGUGACCGCGGCGGAUGGGCCGCUGUGGUCCUUCUUCGGCUGCAGCUGGGUGGGGGCGGUGCGGCAGGCGGGCAUACGCUACUGGCUGGUGGCGCCCACGGACGCGGCGGCGGCGGCUGCUGUGGAGCGGGAGGGGUAUGCGGCGGGAGGGCGCUGCAUCCUGGGCGGUGCCGCGGCGCAAGAGGCGUCACAGGCGGCUGGAGGAGGCGGGGGAGGCGGAGGAGCAGUCAACAGCGGCAAUAUGAGCGGCAGCACUGAGGGCUAUGUGUGGCAGAGCAACGCGUGGAAGCGGGCCACAUGGGCCAAAGUGGGUGUGGUGGCGGUGCUGGUGCGGCUGGGCUUCCACGUGCUGUACAGCGACAUAGACGUCAGCUGGGCCGCAGACCCCCUGGGGGGUGGCGGGGCGGGGGCGGCGGGGCGGGGGCCAGGGGGGCGGGUGGUGGCGGUGCAGCAGAGGCUGCCGCAACCGCAGCCACAACCGCAGCCGCAGCCGCAUGUGGGGGUGGGGGCGGGGGCGGCUGCUGUGCGCGGCCCCACCCUGCUGUCGUUCGUGCUGCUCCUGGACCAGCUGGCGACCAUGAGCGGCGGCACCAGUGACAGUGGCAGCAGCAGCAGUGGCAGCGGGGCUGGGGCGGGUGCGGGUGCUGGGGACUGGCGGCAGCUGCUGCCUGCUGCGCUGUUCUCCACAGACAUGCUCACCACCACAAACCCCCCGCCGCCGCCAGAGGAGGAGGAGGAGGCUUGGGGCGUGGGGGCGGCUGAUGCAGCGGGGCCACAGGGGGCUGCAGGGGCAGGGGCAGGGGCAGGCCUCGACAGGGCGGGCGCGGCUGGGGCGGUGGCGGACCCGGGUGUGGAGCUGGCGGGCAGUCCGCACCAGGGCCUCAACACAGGCGUCUACUUUGUUCGUGCGGGGCCGGCGGGUUCCGAGCUCAUGCGCAGUUGGCUGGCGGUCAAGCAGGCCGGCUUCAGCGGCCACGACCAGCAGGCGCUCAACCUGCUGCUGCGCGGCGACGUGGUGGCGGCCUGGGGCGGACACCCGCUGCCCACAGGCUACGUCCGCAACAACGCCUCAGCCACGGCCGCAGCCUCCACGGCCGCCGCCGCCGGCGGGGCUCUGGGCCCGGGCCGGCUGCUGGGGGUGCCGCGGCAGGUGAGCCGCCGGCAGGCGGAGGAGGCGACAGCAGAGGUGGCGGCGGCAGUGGCGGCGGCAGUGGCAGGGCAGACGGCGAAGGCGGGUCAGGGGCACGGAGGUCGUGGCGUGCCGGGCUCGGCAUCGGGCUGGGCCUCGGGCUGGGCCGGCCCUGGCCUGCUGGAUCAGGGUUUGGAUCCGGCGGCGGCACGUGCCCACACGCUGCGGCUCAUGUCCGCACUGUACGAGGCGGCGGGCGUGCCGGGCGUGCCGGGGGCGGCGGCGGGGCCGGUGGGGCCGGAGGGGCCGGGAGGCGGCUGGGGUGUGGUUUUGGGCUGCCUGCCGGUGUCGUCCUGGAGCCACACCUACGCCUUCGCCACCACCCGGCUGCACCAGGUCCGGCGGCACCCGCUGUACGAGGUCCACUGGGUGUGGGGCGGCAAGACUCUGGAGAGCAAGCGCGCCAACAUGCGCGACGUGCUCGCCUACUGGGACACACCCCAGUACUACUAUCACCACCCCUACCCCCACCACAGCCCCAGGCAGCAGCAGCAGCAGCAGCAGGGGGAGGAGGAGGAGGCGGGCCGCCUGCAGGGGACAGCAGCAGCAGCAGCAGCAGCAGCGCCGGCCAGUGGCAGGGGCCUGCUGACCUUCGAGUUGGAGUACCCCGAGCUGCCGCCCGGCUACAACUCCUGGCCCGAGGCCCGCACCGAGGACAUGGUGGCCACCCACCUGCACAGCCUCAACAGCCAGCUGCAGCAGACCUACUGGGCCUUCGUGUUGGCUCUGGCGCUCAACCGCACAUUGGUGCUGCCGCGGUUCCGCUGCGCCUGCGCCCGCAACUGGUACAAGACCACCGCCUGCCGCAUCACCGCCGAGCGCGUCACCACCUUCCCCUUCGACUGCCCGCUCAGCCACGUGCUGCGCGCCAAGCUGCUGGCGGAGGGCCAACUGCUGCGGCUGCAGGAGCCGGGGGCAGGGGCGGGGCCGGGGGAGUCAGAGGGGGCUGGCGGCGGCGUCGGAGGGGGCUGGCGGGUGCUGGAGGUGCGCGAGCGCUCCUUCCUGGACAACCCGCGUACGGCAUACCACUUACGGCACUCGCGGCGCACCGUGCUACGGCUGGCCGGCGGCGGCCAGCGGGGCGACAGCGGCGGCGGCGGCGGCGGCCAGCACUACACGUCACGGCCCACCGCGGCGCUGCUGCCUGUGGGCUCGGCGGCGCAGCAGGCGGCUGUGGGUCUGGGUCUGGCUGUGGCUCUGGCCGCACCGCUGAGCUACCUGGGCCUGCAGCGCGCGCUGCUGCCCCGGCUGGCGGCACUGCAGGACGCGGGGGAGGGGGAGGGGGGCGAGGGCCCAGGGGCGGCGGCGGCGGCGAGCUCAGGCCCCGUGGCCCCUCCUCGCCCUCCUCCGGGCGGCUGGGUGCUGCACGUGCCCCGCCCCGCCUCGCUGGUGACGGGCUGGGCGGAGGCGGGGGAGGCGGGCGCGGCGGAGGCGGAGGCGGCGGGCGCGGUGUUUGACUCGGGCCUGCGCCGCGUGGCCGCCACCUGGUGCUGCCGCGCCUCGGGCUCGGGCCUGCCGCGCCGGGAGCAGCUGCAGCCGCUGCCGCCCGCCAGGCGCCGGGGGGCACAGCAGGGCGCGCAGCUGGCGGGGCACGGAGGCACGGGGGAGGGGAGAGGCGGCGCAGAUGGCGGGGUGGCGGGCGUCGGGUAGGAGGCAGGGCGUCUGCAGCGGCGUGCGGCCGUGAGGGGCAGCAGGUGACGGCAGAUGGAUGCGGAGUGCAGGUUGAGGUGCAGCGCAAGUGCAGGGAGAGGAUCGAGGCAGUGGAGAUCUAGGACAAGCAAGAGCAGAGGGGAUGAAAGACGAGUUCCCGUUGUGAUGGCUGAAAUCCCGACCCGCCAAUCCCACAAGGCUAGGCAGGGCAGAAGUCGCAACUCGCAAAGCAUGUGCGCGGUUACUUGGGUGGUAGCGGGGCUGUGUGGCAGUGUGGGAAUGAUGCCUGAGCGCU
This is a messenger RNA of Chlamydomonas reinhardtii, 4021 nucleotides long. RefSeq lists its product as uncharacterized. Bases 718 to 3726 code for a protein of 1002 amino acids. Gene Ontology annotation, biological process: cell wall pectin biosynthetic process. Gene Ontology annotation, cellular component: Golgi apparatus. Gene Ontology annotation, molecular function: arabinosyltransferase activity. NCBI's taxonomy places the organism in Eukaryota, Viridiplantae, Chlorophyta, Chlorophyceae, Chlamydomonadales, Chlamydomonadaceae. The transcript has 10 exons. The record is from RefSeq and is a predicted model, not a curated record.